This is a messenger RNA of Colletotrichum truncatum, 1701 nucleotides long. Its product is annotated as transmembrane amino acid transporter. NCBI's taxonomy places the organism in Eukaryota, Fungi, Ascomycota, Sordariomycetes, Glomerellales, Glomerellaceae. Gene Ontology annotation, molecular function: L-amino acid transmembrane transporter activity. Gene Ontology annotation, cellular component: endoplasmic reticulum. Gene Ontology annotation, biological process: amino acid transmembrane transport. The record is from RefSeq and is a predicted model, not a curated record.
AUGGCCAAGGCCCGUAACCAUGGAGCCCACCGAGACGACUCCCAUCCGGGCGCUCCAGGCCCAAGCGAAGAGGACAGAAGUCUCCUUACUGACGAUCCCCUCUCUCACCCUGAUAAUCACCACGCAGGUGCUGGCGGCGACUACUUUGUAGCAAAACCACAGCCGCAAGGCGCGCAGCCGCUCCGUCAAGCCCUCCGCUCCCCAGGAACGCCGCGCACUCCGAACCGCGUCCGCUUUGAUCCUAUCCCCUCCAUUGUCGAACCACCACCCCCGCGCGCCUCCACGACGAGCAAUGGAUCCAUAGAUCACCUGAGUCGCGACAGCUUCGAUGUCGACGAUGAGCUCUUUCAGCAUGCGCCCGACUAUGACGACAACCACCGUCUGCCUCUGUUGACCGACAUCGAAGCCCCUUCCAUUACCUUGGCGAAUAGUCCUUGGGGAGAAGAGGAUGUACACGAGUGGGCGGAGGCCGAGCGCAGCCGCCCCAAGUCGGGGUUGAAGAUGGCUUUCAUGAACAUGGCGAACUCAAUCAUCGGGGCUGGCAUUAUUGGACAACCAUAUGCUUUCAAGCAGGCAGGAUUAUUGGCGGGCAUCAUACUGCUCGUCGUGCUGACGGUUAUUGUGGACUGGACAAUUUGCUUAAUCGUCAUAAACAGCAAGCUAUCUGGGAGCAAUAGCUUCCAGGGUACGGUGGAGCACUGCUUUGGCAGGACGGGGUUGAUUGCCAUUUCGGUUGCGCAGUGGGCGUUUGCCUUUGGCGGCAUGGUAGCAUUUGGCAUCAUUGUGGGCGACUCAAUACCGCACGUUCUGACGGCCAUCUGGCCAGACCUGAGAGAGAUGCCCGUGUUAGGCCUUUUGGCGAACAGGCAGGUUGUCAUUGUGGUUUUUGUACUGGGCAUCAGCUACCCCUUGACGUUGUACCGGGAUAUUGCCAAGCUGGCCAAGGCAAGCACGUUGGCUCUUAUAAGCAUGGGCGUCAUUGUCGCGACGGUUGUGAUUCAGGGUGCUCUAACUCCCAAGUCUGAACGGGGCUCUUUUUCGCCCGCCCUCCUGACUAUAAACGGCGGCAUUUUUGAAGCCAUUGGCGUGAUCUCAUUUGCCUUUGUGUGCCACCAUAACUCGCUCCUGAUUUAUGGAUCUCUGAAAACGCCCACCAUAGACCGCUUUUCCCGUGUGACGCAUUACUCUACGGGCAUCUCAAUGGUCGCCUGCCUCCUAAUGGCCCUCGCUGGCUUCCUCACCUUCGGCGACAAGACGCUCGGCAACGUCCUUAACAACUUUCCCUCGGACAAUGUUAUGGUCACCAUCGCCCGCCUCUGUUUCGGCCUCAACAUGCUUACCACCCUACCCCUCGAGGGCUUUGUGUGUCGUGAGGUUAUGUUUAACUAUUUCUUCCCCGGGGAGCCCUUCAACAUGAACCUACAUCUCAUCUUCAGCUCCAGUCUGGUAGUGUCAGCCAUGAUCCUCAGUUUGUUGACGUGCGACGUCGGCACUGUCUUUGAGCUCGUGGGAGCCACUUCGGCCUGCGCUAUGGCGUACAUUCUCCCGCCGCUGUGUUAUAUCAAACUUACUACCCGCUCUUGGAAGACGUACGUUGCUAUGGCCAUUGUUGCGUUUGGAACCUUGGUUAUGGUGAUUAGUCUGAUACAGGCAGUCGCCAAGAUGAUAAGAAACGAAGGCGGUCCGGCCCAGUGCAUGUAA